Molecule: messenger RNA, 969 nt
Organism: Nakaseomyces glabratus
Lineage: Eukaryota; Fungi; Ascomycota; Saccharomycetes; Saccharomycetales; Saccharomycetaceae
Gene: MRPS5
Product: mitochondrial 37S ribosomal protein uS5m
Biological process (GO): translation
Cellular component (GO): ribosome
Molecular function (GO): RNA binding; structural constituent of ribosome
Source: RefSeq, a predicted model, not a curated record
AUGAUGUUCCAGAGGAUGUUUCGAGAGGCACCGAUGGCCUCGAGGAUCACAAGACAAGUGCGUCUGAGCUCCACAUCACGGGACCACCUGCUGAAGUACUACCCUCCGAACCUGAUCAAGUCCAUAGAGAUGGCUGAGGAUGUUAUUUACAAGGGAAAUAGCAAACCUGAGUUUAAAGUACCAUCUGGUGUGAACUUUGCGCCACCUUAUUUAGAGGAUUACUCCAAGCUGCAUCCCUUCUGGGACUACGCGAAGAACGAACCACACAUUCACAUGGACUCCCUGAACGAGGAAGUGAGGAAGUACCAAUGGGACGAUAUAAACUUCCAGCAGAACAGCAAGCUACCACCUGGUACUUUCGAGAAAGAGAUUGUGGAAGCCCAUGUUGGUAAAAACAGCGGCAGCAAGACCGCUGAGCUAGCCAGAGGGUUGAACAGACAGACGGGGAUAGAUAUCGACUACAUAACGAAGAAACUGGUGAUGAAACCGUUGGUGCUGAAGAGAGUCUCAAACCAAACGGGUAAAGGUAAGAUUGGUUCCUUCUAUGCUCUGGUUAUUGUGGGUGACCGUAAUGGUAUGAUCGGUCUCGGUGAAGGUAAAUCUAGAGAUGAAAUGCCAAAAGCCAUUUUCAAGGCACAUUGGGAUGCUAUCAGAAACCUGAAAGAAAUUCCAAGAUAUGAGAACAGAACAAUCUACGGUGACAUCGACUACAGAUACCAUGGUGUCAAGCUACAUCUGAGAAGUGCCAAACCGGGCUUCGGUCUAAGAGUUAACCAUGUUAUAUUUGAAAUCUGUGAAUGUGCUGGUAUUAAAGAUCUAAGUGGAAAAGUUUACAAAUCGAGAAACGAUAUGAACAUAGCGAAGGGUACAAUUGAAGCCUUGAUCGGUGCACAAAAGACAUUAGAUGACAUUGCCAUGGCCAGAGGUAAGAAACUGGUGGAUGUUAGAAAGGUCUAUUACUCCAGUUAG